UAACUUUGUAUGCAGCUCUUCCAAGUUUAUAUGGUUGUUUUAUACAGAUACUUGUUACGAAUGUUUGAAGGUUUUGUUAAUUAAUUGCUGAGUUUUUCUUUCUUCAAAAAUAAAAACUGAGGAGGAAGUAUUAUGGCUUACAAUCGGAGAGGGCCUGAAAAGCAGCCGUCUGCGAGGCUGCUACGGACUCAAACUGCAGGGAGUUUAGGAAUGGAACCAAUGAUGGACAGUGAGGUAGUGCCUUCAUCUCUUGUUCAAAUUGCACCUAUUCUUCGCGUUGCUAAUGAAGUCGAACCUGCUAAUCCGAGAGUUGCAUACCUUUGUCGGUUCUAUGCCUUUGAGAAAGCACAUAAACUUGAUCCAAAAUCAAGUGGACGCGGUGUUCGUCAGUUCAAGACCGCCCUCCUUCAGCGCCUAGAGAAGGAAGAUCAAACAACUUUAGCAGCACGAUCAAACAGCGAUGCUCGUGAAAUGCAGAAUUUUUAUCAACAUUACUACAGGAAGUACAUUCAAGCUUUAGAAAACGCUGAAAAAGCUGACCGUAUUCGGCUUACAAAAGCUUAUCAGACUGCUGCUAUUCUGUUUGAGGUUUUAAAAGCUGUUAAUUUUACAGAGUCUGUGGAGGUGGCAGAUGAGAUUAUAGAAGCUCACGCCGAGGUUGCUGAGAAAACAGAGAUGUAUGCUCCGUAUAAUAUACUUCCACUUGACCCUGAUAGUGCAAAUCAAACAAUCAUGAGAUUUCAUGAGAUUCAAGCUUCAGUUUCCGCGCUACGCAAUACCAGGGGACUCCCAUGGCCCAAGGGCUACAAGAAGAAAGCCCAUGAAGACAUUCUGGACUGGCUACAGAUUAUGUUUGGUUUUCAGAAAGAUAAUGUCUCAAAUCAGAGAGAACACUUAAUCUUGUUGCUUGCAAAUGUUCACAUUCGCAAGUUCCCAAACGCUGACCAACAACCAAAGCUUGAGGAUAGUGCAGUUACGGAAGUUAUGAAGAAACUUUUUAAGAAUUACAAGAUGUGGUGCAAAUAUUUGGGCCGCAAAAGUAGUCUUUGGUUACCAAAUAUUCAACAAGAGGUGCAACAAAGAAAGUUGUUAUACAUGGGAUUAUAUCUUCUCAUAUGGGGUGAAGCUGCAAAUUUGAGAUUUAUGCCAGAAUGUCUUUGCUAUAUCUAUCAUCAUAUGGCAUCUGAAGUAUAUGGUAUUCUGGCUGGUAGUGUUACUCCUACUGGUGAGAAUAUUAAACCCGCAUAUGGACUUGAAAAAGAAGCAUUCUUGUCGAAGGUAGUGACUCCUAUAUACAAAACAAUAGCUCAGGAAGCUAAAAAAAGCAAAGGGGGGAAGUCGAAACAUUCUCAAUGGAGAAACUAUGAUGACAUAAAUGAAUAUUUCUGGUCAGAUGACUGUUUUCGAUUGGGAUGGCCAAUGCGUGAUGAUCGUUAUUUCUUUUGUCGGUCUGAUGAAGAUUCUAAAGAGAAAAAACCUGCUACAAGUGAAAAACAGGCGACAAGUGAACAGCAAAGCGAACAGCCUACUACCGAUGGAAAUCCUGCUACAGAUGACAAAUCCACUACACAUGAUCAUUAUAUAGGAAAAAUGAAUUUUGUUGAGAUAGAUUCGUAUUGGCAUAUCUUUAGGAGCUUCGAUAGGAUGUGGAGUUUUUUCAUUCUGUGUUUACAGGCAAUGAUUAUUAUAGCAUGGAAUGGAUCGGGUGAACUAAGUUCUAUCUUCGAUGGAGUUAUGUUCAAGAAAGUGUUGAGCAUCUUCAUAACAGCAGCAGUUUUGAAACUUGCACAAGCUGUCCUUGAUGUAGCUAUGAUGUGGAAAGCAAGGUUCAACAUGUCAUUUGAUGUCAAAAUUCGAUAUCUUUUGAAGGCUUUUUCUGCGGCAGCUUGGGUGGUUGUUUUACCGAUCACAUAUUCUUAUAGUUGGAACAAUCCUUCAGGAUUUGAAGAGACUAUUAAAAACUGGUUUGGAAAUGGACCAAGUUCACCUUCUGUUUUUAUUAUAGCAGUUGUUAUCUACUUAUCUCCAAAUAUUCUUUCUGGACUAUUGUUCCUCCUUCCCUUUAUACGUCGGAAUCUAGAGAGAUCAGACUACAAAAUUGUGAGAUUCGUGAUGUGGUGGUCUCAGCUUCCACUUUAUGUCGGGAGGGGAAUGCAUGAAGAUCCUCUCUCCCUUAUCAGGUACACUAUAUUCUGGGUUCUUCUUAUAAUGGCAAAGUUGGCUUUCAGUUACUACUUAGAGAUAAAGCCUCUAGUAGGCCCAACAAAAGCAAUUAUGCGACUUCACAUUAGACGUUAUGAAUGGCAUGAGUUCUUCCCUCAAGCCAACAGCAAUAUUGGUGUUGUGAUUGCACUCUGGGCUCCUAUAAUUCUUGUCUAUUUCAUGGAUACCCAAAUAUGGUACGCCAUUUUUUCAACAAUAUUUGGUGGUGUUUAUGGUGCAUUUCGGCGACUUGGAGAGAUUCGGACGUUAGGAAUGUUAAGAAGCCGCUUUCAGUCACUGCCAGGUGCUUUUAAUGACUGCUUAGUUCCAGCAGAAACUAGUGAAAGGACUAAAAGGGGACUCAAGGCCACCGUAUCACAUAGAUUCUCUAAUGAACCGACCAAUAAAGAAGAGACGGCAAGAUUUGCUCAGAUGUGGAAUACAAUCAUUACAAGUUUCAGGGAGGAAGAUUUGAUAAACAAUAGGGAAAGAGACCUUUUACUCAUGCCAUGCUGGGCAGAUUUUGACUUGAAUCUUAUACAGUGGCCUCCUUUUUUACUUGCUAGCAAGCUUCCAAUAGCCUUGGACAUGGCAAAAGACAGCAAGGGAAAAGAUCGUGACCGUGAACGAGAACUGCAAAAGAGGCUUAAUGCAGAUGGUUAUAUGAUGUGUGCUGUUCAGGAAUGCUAUGCUUCAUGUAAAAAUAUUUUGGAAGUUCUUGUUCAUGGGGAACUUGAAAAGGGCGUUAUCACAAAGAUUUUUGAAAUAGUUGACCAUCAUAUAAGUGAGCGAGACCUCAUAAAGGUGCUAGAUAUGAGUUACUUGCCUAGCCUCACGGAUCAUGUUAUCCAGCUAAUCGAGAUUUUGAAAAAGAAUGAAGCGAGUGACAAGGAUACACUCGUAAUUGUGCUACAGAACAUGCAUGAGGUGGUAAAAAGAGACAUAUUUGUGGAGGCAGAUUCUAGCAUGCUAGAAUUGCGUCCAGAUAACGCGUUUGCGGAUCUUAAUUUUCCUGUUACAGAAGAGACAGAAGCUUGGAAAGAGCAAAUCAGAAGGAUUCAUCUCUUGCUUACUGAAAAAGAAUCUGCCAUGGAUGUGCCAUCAAAUCUAGAAGCCAGAAGACGUAUGUCUUUCUUCUCAAAUUCAUUGUUUAUGGACAUGCCCGCGCCCCCCAAAGUUCGGAAUAUGAUUUCUUUUUCGGUCCUGACUCCUUACUACAAUGAGGAUGUUCUUUUCUCUGUGGAUACCUUGGAAAAGCAGAAUGAGGAUGGAGUUUCCAUUUUGUUUUACUUGCAGAAAAUUUUUCCAGAUGAAUGGAACAAUUUUCUAGAGCGGGUGAAACAUAGCAACGAAGAAGAACUGAAAGUAGAUUCAGAUUCGAAAGAAUUACUUCGCCUUUGGGCAUCAUAUAGGGGACAAACACUUACUAAGACUGUACGUGGCAUGAUGUAUUAUCGUCAAGCAUUGGAACUUCAGGCUUUCCUUGAUAUGGCAAAGGAUGAAGAGUUAAUGAGAGGUUACAAGUCUGCUACAUCUAACAUGGAAGAAUAUUUGAGGAAUGAUAAAUCACUACUAGCACAAUGUCAAGCAGUAGCAGAUAUGAAGUUCACGUAUGUCGUAUCAUCUCAACAGUAUGGCAUCCAGAAAAGAUCACAAGACGCUCGUGCUGUUGACAUUUUGAGACUUAUGACAACGUAUCCUUCUCUUCGUGUUGCAUAUAUUGAUGAGGAAGAAGAUCCUAUUAAUCACAAAGUUUCUUACUAUUCAGUUCUUGUGAAAGCUGUACCAAAGUCUGAAGAUGCCUCCGACCAAGAUCAAAACUUAGAUCAGGUUAUAUAUCGUAUAAAACUUCCAGGACCAGCCAUAUUGGGUGAGGGAAAACCCGAGAAUCAAAAUCAUGCAAUAAUUUUCACACGGGGAGAAGGUCUGCAGACAAUUGACAUGAACCAGGACAACUACAUGGAAGAAGCCUUUAAAAUGAGAAAUUUGCUUCAAGAAUUUCUAAUCAAACAUGGUGUCAGAACUCCAACUAUACUUGGACUUAGGGAGCAUAUAUUUACGGGCAGUGUUUCUUCUCUUGCGUGGUUCAUGUCAAACCAGGAGACUAGUUUCGUAACAAUUGGACAAAGAUUGUUGGCUAACCCAUUAAAGGUCAGAUUUCACUACGGGCAUCCUGAUGUGUUUGAAAGACUGUUUCACUUGACCAGAGGGGGUAUAAGCAAGGCUUCAAAAGUUGUUAACCUGAGCGAGGACAUCUUUGCAGGUUUCAAUUCAACACUACGCGGGGGAAAUGUUACUCAUCAUGAAUACAUACAAGUUGGUAAAGGAAGAGACGUAGGCCUCAACCAAAUAUCGCUUUUUGAGGCAAAAAUAGCCAAUGGAAACGGGGAACAGACAAUGAGUCGUGAUGUAUAUAGACUUGGACACCGUUUUGAUUUCUUCCGCAUGCUCUCAUGCUAUUUUACUACUGUAGGAUUCUACUUCAACACACUGCUCACUGUGCUUAUAGUAUAUGUAUUCCUCUAUGGCCGCCUUUAUCUUGUACUCAGUGGACUUGAGAGAGAGUUAACUACAAGCAAAGCGAUUAUGGAAAAUAAACCUCUUCAAGUAGCUCUUGCCUCUCAAUCAUUUGUUCAAAUCGGCUUUCUUAUGGCACUUCCAAUGAUAAUGGAAAUAGGACUGGAAAGAGGGUUUAGAAACGCAUUUACUGAUUUUGUUCUGAUGCAACUGCAAUUAGCUUCUGUGUUUUUCACAUUUUCUCUUGGAACAAAAACCCAUUAUUAUGGUAGAACUUUACUUCAUGGGGGUGCACAAUACAGAGCUACGGGCCGUGGAUUUGUUGUAUUUCAUGCUAAAUUUGCUGAAAAUUACAGGCUAUACUCACGCAGUCACUUUGUCAAGGGAAUCGAACUUCUGAUUUUACUUGUUGUAUAUGAAAUAUUUGGUGAAUCCUAUAGAAGCUCGGUUGCAUACAUACUGAUAACAAUAUCAAUAUGGUUCAUGGUGGGCACAUGGCUAUUUGCUCCCUUUCUUUUUAACCCAUCAGGAUUCGAAUGGCAAAAAAUUGUUGAUGACUGGACAGAUUGGGGUAAAUGGAUGAGCAACCAAGGAGGAAUUGGUGUCCCAGUAGAGAAAAGUUGGGAAUCAUGGUGGGAGAAAGAGCAAGAGCAUCUUCUUUUGUCUGGGCUAAGGGGUACCAUAAUGGAGAUAUUGUUGGCAGUUCGCUUCUUUAUUUAUCAGUUUGGACUUGUAUAUCACCUCAACAUCACAAACAGCAAAAGUUUUCUGGUCUAUGUCAUAUCAUGGCUCGUGAUCUUCGCAGGACUUCUAGUAAUGAGGGGUGUCUCAUAUUGUAAAAAAUCUCUUAGCAAUGAAUAUCAGCUUGCAUUUCGAUUGAUCAAGGGGUUGAUAUUCAUCACUUUUCUUUCUAUCAUGGUCACCAUAAUCGCACAGCCUCAUAUGACAGUAAAGGAUAUAAUAGUAUGUGUCCUCGCUUUAAUGCCUACCGGUUGGGGGAUGCUUCUGAUUGCACAAGCGCUUAAGCCAUUUUUGCGACGAUCUGGAGUCUGGUCAUCAGUUAGAACACUGGCACAAUAUUAUGAAAUGAUCAUGGGUUUGCUUCUAUUCACCCCAGUUGCGUUUUUCGCUUGGUUCCCAUUCGUCUCGGAGUUCCAAACACGGAUGUUGUUCAACCAAGCAUUUAGCAGAGGGUUACAGAUCUCACGUAUUCUUGGUGGCGGGCAAAAGAAAGACAAAUCCUCCCGCAACAAGGAGUAACUGUUUGUCCUGCUCCCCACUCAGUUUCAGCAUAUAUAUUAGUCUCUUGUGUGUCUGUAUGUCGUCAACUUGUCAUCAAGAUGGAAUCAUUGAAUACAUGGUACACUUAGAGAUACUAGAAACAGGCUGACGAGAUCUAUACAUAGUGCUAGAUAGUAUAUAUCUAUAACCAUUAGGUGCCUUAUUUACCUUGAACUGGCCUUCUAUAGCUAGCUAGUAAGAACUAAGAAGUAGCAACUGAGUUAUAUGAAUAGUUAUAUCUUCUCUUUUAGGUGAA
Erigeron canadensis is the source of this 6256-nucleotide messenger RNA. Its product is annotated as callose synthase 2-like. Lineage: Eukaryota; Viridiplantae; Streptophyta; Magnoliopsida; Asterales; Asteraceae. The transcript is spliced from 42 exons. The record is from RefSeq and is a predicted model, not a curated record. Gene Ontology annotation, biological process: (1->3)-beta-D-glucan biosynthetic process. Gene Ontology annotation, cellular component: plasma membrane; 1,3-beta-D-glucan synthase complex. The coding region runs from base 133 to 5979 and encodes 1948 amino acids. Gene Ontology annotation, molecular function: 1,3-beta-D-glucan synthase activity.